Molecule: messenger RNA, 1335 nt
Organism: Helicoverpa armigera (cotton bollworm)
Lineage: Eukaryota; Metazoa; Arthropoda; Insecta; Lepidoptera; Noctuidae
Product: U-scoloptoxin(01)-Cw1a
Exons: 4
Coding region: 41-571 (176 amino acids)
Cellular component (GO): extracellular region
Molecular function (GO): chitin binding
Source: RefSeq, a predicted model, not a curated record
UACACUUGCGAGCAGUUCGUUCAUUUUAAAGUUUGUCAAAAUGUGUGGGGAAAUGGGUAAAGCGGUGUUGAGAGCGCUCACCGGCGCGCUCUUGUGCGGUCUCGUGUCUGAUGCCGCGUACUUGCAACAAUACGACCCAUAUGAGCAGUACGAGCAGGCAGUCAUACGUCCGAAACCCCUCAGAGAGCACGAGAAGCCUCAAGACUUGAGGAACGUCCCCGGCACGCCAGGAGUUGACUUCCCGAUAUACCACAGCGUGCCUGAUACCAGCUUCUCGUGUGACCACGUGCCGGUGAGGCCGGGGAUGUAUGCUAAUGUGGAGACGGGUUGCCAGGCUUACCACGUAUGCCAUGACGGUCGCGAAGGACAGCAAGGAGCUUCGUUCCUCUGCACCAAUGGAACACUCUUCGACCAAGCUAAAUUCGCCUGCGAUUGGUGGUACAACGUCGACUGCUCUAAGGCCAUCACGCUUUAUAAGUUAAACGCAGAUCCUUACCACAACCCGUACAUACCAAAACCAAAACCUGAAGAAGUGGCACCGGCUCACGGAAUCUUCUACAGAAAAAUAUAGAUAUAAGCAGAAAACUAAAACUCGCCAUUAUUGUAGAAAAUAUCAUAUAAGUAAUUUGGUCAAAUAGGAAAACCCAACGAAAAAUCAUAGCAAUCACUCAUAAUUUUUCAGCGCUCAAAUUUUUAAAAUCACAUCUCAUUUGAGUUUCAACUCUAUUUCUUUAGCUAUAGAGUUCACUUUCGCUAACAUGUUUCACUAUAUCACAUGCUCUCACCAACAUUCGGUACUAGAAGUAAUUUAUUUUAUUUAAAUAAUAAAAUACUUUUUCAUGGACAUCAUUCAUUUUCACAAUUUUUGGACUGAAAUAUAUAAUUUUAUCACGCUAUGCUGAGUUCGUUGAUAUUUCGUAGUGUGUACGUGCGUGCGAUGAAGUAGUAGGGUCGCCAUGCUUUUAAGAAAAUUGGAGCUUAAAAUUUAAAAAGCAAUUUUCGAAAAAGUUCUACUUUUAUGAACAAAUACCUACUGUAUUGUGAAUAAAGGAAAAUACGGUUUGACUUUUGGAAGCUUAAAGAUUUUAGUCUCAUAAUGUAUGUCAAGAAAAGUGGUCCAUGUAUGUAGUAUGUAGUUGUUAUGAUAUGGCAACCCUACUUCAUAUUAUUUUGUAGAUUUGUUAGUGUUAACGGAGAAAUUAAAAGUUAACAAUCAUCACUACGGAUUUAAGAUUUCAUAUUCAUCCUCUAACAUUGUAUUUCCAUCGUAAUUUCAUUAGCAAAUAGGUCAUUGAACUUUCGUUAGCUAAGAAAAAUUUUGUAACAUAUUUUUUC